Zymoseptoria tritici IPO323 is the source of this 624-nucleotide messenger RNA. RefSeq lists its product as uncharacterized. Gene Ontology annotation, biological process: vesicle budding from membrane; late endosome to vacuole transport via multivesicular body sorting pathway. The transcript is spliced from 3 exons. NCBI's taxonomy places the organism in Eukaryota, Fungi, Ascomycota, Dothideomycetes, Mycosphaerellales, Mycosphaerellaceae. The record is from RefSeq and is a predicted model, not a curated record. Gene Ontology annotation, cellular component: ESCRT III complex; multivesicular body. The coding region runs from base 1 to 624 and encodes 207 amino acids.
AUGGGAAACUCGAGCAGUUCGAAUAAGAUCUCAGCCCAGGACAAGGCGAUACUCGAUCUGAAGAACCAACGCGAUAAACUCCACCAGUACCAGAAGCGCAUAACCACGAUCACGACGCGCGAGACGGAGAUUGCGAAAGAAUGUCUACGUUCAGGUCAUAAGGGGAAGGCAUUGCUUGCGCUGCGAAGGAAGAAAUAUCAAGAAUCGCUGUUAUCGAAAACGGAUCAACAACUGGCACAACUGCAGGCGCUCACGAGCGAUGUCGAGUUUGCGCUGAUACAGAAAGACGUCCUGUUCGGUUUACAACAGGGCACGUCAGUAUUGAAGGAGAUUCACAAAGAGAUGGGAGGGUUGGAGAAGGUGGAGAUGAUACUGAGUGAGAGCGAGGAGGCUCGAGCAUAUCAACAGGAAAUCAACGAUAUGCUCAGUGGUAAGAUAUCAAGCGAAGAUGAGGAUGACGUUGAAGAUGAGCUCGAGGCGAUGGAACGAGAGGCUCGUGGCGUUCAAAGCAUGCCAGAUGCUCCGUCUCUCACGAAGGACGAGCUACCAAAUGCUCCAGAUGCGCUGCCGGCAACAAGAGAGAAGGCGGCAAGACGGCAGGCCGCGGAGCCGAUGGCUGCAUAG